Messenger RNA from Harpegnathos saltator (Jerdon's jumping ant), 1476 nucleotides. RefSeq lists its product as uncharacterized. Bases 514 to 1143 code for a protein of 209 amino acids. The transcript is spliced from 4 exons. The record is from RefSeq and is a predicted model, not a curated record. NCBI's taxonomy places the organism in Eukaryota, Metazoa, Arthropoda, Insecta, Hymenoptera, Formicidae.
GACAAUAAUCACUAAUAGCGUUUUUCAUUGGGAUGCACUGAGUGCGCAUUAAGAACUCGUGGAGUUUAGGCGACACUACCCGAGUUUACCGACAGUGCAAGUUUUUUUGCACGCCCAAUGAAACACUCAUGACUUAAUGAGUGCGCAUAAGAACCGAUUCGCCUUGGAUUGAAAGAAAAUAUAUGCAUUAACGUAAACUUCACUAUGGAACAAUCAGAAGAAUUAAGCAUUUCUUUCAAAGUCAAUAAUGACAUGCUCUCGUUAAAACUUCUAUCAAGCGAAACAGAGUUAUACAAUAAAAUAAUGAAUGACGAUACCUAUAGCAUACAAUAUAUAAAACUUGUGAUUAAAAAUGGAUUGUGUGUUCUACAUGGAAGCGAAAAUCAGAAAAUUGAAGAAAUAUCUCGAGUGAUUGAAGAUGAAGAACAAUUGAUAUUCCACGCGAAUAUUCAUGGUGAUAAUCGCAGCAAUGAAGAUCAGCUAUCGGAGUAGAAUAAAGAAAAUGAAGCACUCAUGUUUGAAUCCUUUGAAUCACAGGAAUAUGAUCAGAAUGAAUCACAAUCGCAGGAGUACGAUAAAAAAGGAAAGAAGAGUAGCGAUUACUGGAGCAAUUCAGGAACAUCGUUUCUUCUCGAUAAAUAUGAAACAUAUAUGUCGGAUAUUGGUCCCAUGAAAAAAUUCAAAACUAAAAAAUUGAUGUGGGCGCAAAUUUCAAAAGAUAUGCUGACGAUGUUGGACGUAUUAAAAACUCCUCUUCAAGUUGAAAAUCGGUAUAAAACCGUUCUCAAAAGGAAAAAAAAAGCAGUUGAGAACAACUCUAAAUCAGGCAGCUCUAGAGAGGAUGUACCAUUCGAAGAAGAAUUGCGUAAAAUUGCUCAUUCGGACGAUAGUAUUGAGCCCGAGGUGUUGCGAAAUGCAAGGAGCGUUAAAUAUCCUAAAUUGAAUACAAAAAUGUCGGAAGAAAUCUGCAAUGAUAGUGCCUCUACACAUUCUACUGAUAGCUCACCACCGAAGACAAAAAAAUCGAAACCAAGUGAUAUUGAUAAAAGGAUGGAAUACUGGAAAAAUAAAGAAGCGGCAAAAGAAAGACGUCACCAAGAAAAGUUGAAUUUAAUACGGGAGUUGUUCGCCAAACAAAAGUAGUGGGAACUAAAGUAAGAUGAUACAGAAACAAGCAAAUAUUAAAAUAAACCAAAGAAAGACUAAUGUAAAAUCAGCCUGAACCAUAUGUUAAUAUGAAAGUUCCUAACUAAAACGCUGGAUGUGAUAUAUAAUUUUAAUUAUUUUUUUUUCUCUUAUAAUUUUGUACGUUUACUAAUUGUAUGUCUUUGUUUUUAAUAUUACUGGUUUUUAAUAAUAGCGUAUGCAUAUUUUGAUUUUCGCACUUUACGAAAGAUAUAGUACUGCUCAGACUAUUAAGUAUGAACCAGUAUAAAGUAAACUUAUUGUGUUAUUUAAUUUUAAAACAGUGUUAUU